UGGGCUUUUGAAAUUUUAGGUUCGGGAAUGUUCCAAAAGUAUAGAGAAAGGGGUACCCGGACCGGCCCGUUUGCAAGAAUACCCCAGUGUUGGGUACUGUCUCCCAAGCCCACUUCCUAUUGUUCCUCCUUGCGACAGUUCUCACUCUCGAGAACUCUCUCCACACACACACCCCACUUCUCCGUGUUUCCCCCUCAUCCAAUCUCUCGAACCUUCUCCCCCCAUCUCUGCAACUCUCCUCCCGGAGCACAGACACACCCCACCCACACCCACACUCCACUGAGAAAUGAUAUGUUGCCGCCGCCCUCCUCCCCCACCAACUCCUCCGUCUCCUCCUCCGAUCUCGAUACCGAGGUUUGGCUUCUGGCACUCCUUGUCUGGGAUGAAGAUGGUCUUGGUUGGCGGGUACAGGUGCUCAAAGGACAGGUUGGGAUAUCUGCGUUUGAGUCGUCCAGCUGCAGGAUCUCUACUCGGUUUGGGUACUGCUCCAGGACACUCCAGUUCAUGGCGUAGAUGUGCCCCGCCAGCCCCGUGGCCACGUCGCCGAAGCCUUUGUACUCCAUCCACUCUCAUAUUUGUUUCUGGGUUUUGUGUUUUGAGUUGAAUCUAGCUCUGUUUGAUCUUUAAUUACAAUCACAUUUAUACAUAUAU
Molecule: messenger RNA, 651 nt
Organism: Malus domestica (apple)
Lineage: Eukaryota; Viridiplantae; Streptophyta; Magnoliopsida; Rosales; Rosaceae
Source: RefSeq, a predicted model, not a curated record